GGUCUGAGUGCAAGGAAACUGUGCACGAUAUGAUAUGUAAGGACUCAGCUCAACCACCUCACACAGAUAUCGUUCACACUCCAGGAUUGUCAUCUAACAAGGCCCUACAGGCUCCGGAUACGACAGCCACUCCAUCAAGCCCGAAGCCAAAGCGACCUUCAAAUGCGGCGACGAGUACAGCCUCAAGAUCACAGACGGAUCCAAAGAUCCGAGCGGACUCGAUGUGAAACACACCUGCUUGGGCCCCAAAGACAUCAGUGCGGUCUCCGGCGGCAAGGUAAACAGUGAGCUCCAGGAAAAGUGGGGCGCGGAGUUCUGCAAGUCGACGGCAGGCAAGAAGAUCAAAGCCGGCGAUAAGACGAUUGAGAAAACCAACGUGGAUGAAACGAGGGAUAAGAACGCCUACGAGUACUCGGUGUCGUGGCAAGAGAAUUGCAAGAGCGAGGUCACGGAGCUUGAUGUUCAGUUUCCUUUGGGGAAGGAUGACAAGAACACCUGCGAGUCACUCAUGCAGUCCAUAUACGAGCCGUGUGAUAAGGAUGGUGACAAAGGUGGAUAUUAUGAUGUUGGUUGCGCGAGGUAUUCGUUUGCAAUUUUGGCAACAACUAGGGCGGAACAUGAGCAGGGUACUAG
Messenger RNA from Aspergillus candidus, 633 nucleotides. RefSeq lists its product as uncharacterized. The transcript has a single exon. Bases 30 to 227 code for a protein of 65 amino acids. The record is from RefSeq and is a predicted model, not a curated record. Lineage: Eukaryota; Fungi; Ascomycota; Eurotiomycetes; Eurotiales; Aspergillaceae.